Messenger RNA from Durusdinium trenchii, 4851 nucleotides. The record is from the annotation of a GenBank genome assembly. Lineage: Eukaryota; Dinophyceae; Suessiales; Symbiodiniaceae.
AUGGAGCUGACCGAGGCGCACAUUCAACAUGUGAAGUCCUGCAACGAUGAUGACAGUUGCUUUAGAUGCCUGUACCUCCGAAAUAUGAAGCUUUGGAGGAAGCGGAUGCCAUGGCUUAUUGACCAAAUGUGGAAGCAUCCCGGUGAUGAGAAUAAGCUAGUUUGGGGUCUUGGUUGCCAACUUUGCAUCAAGGCUGGGUUAACCACUUCAUCAACUUUUGCAUCCAUGGGCUUUGAUGGAUCUGGGGGCUUUAGCGGUGUGCUGCGGCAUGCCAAAAGCAAGGCCCGUGAAAAGGCACAGAAAGUACUUCAUGGUGAAGACGUUCUUGACGCCCCCAGCAAGGAUGACUUUGCUAAGUUUAUGCAGGAAAGACUUUUGGUCAGAAAUAUGCUUUUUAGUCGGGGAAAGAUGCGAUCGUCCCUGAACUUCCACAUACCUGGACUUGGGGGACGAAAGAAGAUGACUCAGAUGCAGCGCUGUGUUGGCAUGGCCUGUGACACUAUCGACUUGGUUUUCCUCCUGGAAAAAUCCUCAUCCAUAGUUCUUCACCAGGAUGUGUCGAAGGGGCUCUUGGUAGUGACUUUCAGCGCUUGCUCCGAGAGCCUUGAGGUGGUCCGGGGCUUUCUUGGUUGUUGCCCAAUUCCCCCAGCCGAAAUGGAGAGCUUGCAGAAGUGCACGAGGGAUAUUCUUCGCACAGCGUGUGCUGGAAAUCAGGCCUAUUUCGAUGUGAUUCGGAAAAAGGAAGUGUUGGUUGCAGAUGCAGCGGCCGAUGAACAAUUGGCCUUGAGGUUGAUGCGAGCUGACUCCACCAUGUUCGAGUCCACAAAGAUGGUAGUCAAGGAUCCGACACAUUGCGUGAGGCGGUUUUUAUCGCGCCCAUUUGCGGCCAUUCCAGAAAUACAUGAAGUGCAUUCCACCCUCAUCACCAGGGGUGACUCCAUGACAUGCACGCUGCAGUUCUCAGAUGUGCUGGGAUCAGCCUUUGCUGAAUUUUGCAAAAAGAUGCACGACAACAAACGCGUGCGGAACCUUCAGUUUAGAAAACACCGAUUCGACAGCUGUCAGAGACCCACUGGCAGAUUUGUCCUCUAUGCCAAAGCCUUCAUCUCCACGGCAAUCUUUGCAUCAACACAUAGGAAGGGCGAACGAGACGGCACGAGGGCAGAGCAAUUCCUGCAAUACAUCAGCGAAAAGCGUUUGCUGUUGUUGUCGAUGCUGGCUGAUGCCAGUGAUGAAGUUAGCAUCCUGGUGCGUUUUCUCGAUCAGGGCGAUUGGGACAUGGCCAGUUUGCUUGCAGAGAUCCAACAGUUCGUCAGCCGUGUGUCAUCUCUGUUCUUGGACGGCCAAUGUAGGCAUUCUGGAUAUUGCGAGUAUAUGCUCCAGACAUUGAGAACACCCACCGCCUUUUUGACCGCCUCCGGCCCCCGGUCAAUUGGGGGCGAUCGGAUGACAGACGCGCUCUUUCAAGAAACUCUGCAGGAAAUGCACGCAUGGGUAGCCUUGCUCACACACACCGUGGAGGCAGAGUUUCCAGGCUUUAGCCUGAUGUGUGCCAUGAGCAUCUUCAACUUGAACGCCCGAAGUCGUGAUUCCGAGGUGGGCCAGGAAGGAAUGGCUUAUAUUCGAGAUGCUGCCCACCGGUUGUGCGCCGCAUUCCCAGAAGUCAAUGAGGAAAAUUUCAUUCAUGAGUUCCUGGACAUAAGGCCGAUUGCGAUGCACCACAGCAAGCUUGCGUCUGUCAACUCCUUUGAGUCAUGGAGGCAAGCCAUCAGGCAAGUGAGCCGCCGCUCCAGCACAUCUCAUCCAACUGAUAACCUUUCCAAACUUGUGAUGAGGCUUGGGGCUUGGGAUGGCUGCACAACAAGUGGGGUGGAGAGAGUCUUCGCCAAGCUUCGCAAGUGUGAGAGGUGCCUAUCUGACCAAAACAAACGGUUGGAAUUGAAAAUGUUGUGGGAUUGUGAUCGGAUUGGUCCUGAAGUUUUCAGUACAGCUUCAACAAUCUGGGCUCAGCUUUAUGGAGCGCCUCGCAAUGGAGCCACCCCUCGGCUGGACACGGGUGUGAAGCGAAAGCGGGAUUCUACGACUGAGACGGCUUUCAUUGCCAGACGGCGGGCGGCGGUGGCAAGUGCAGGCUCAAAGUCUUUAUCGGAUGUCAAAGAGCGAGCAGCUUGCGCAGCUUCAGACCUGAUUGAUGCGUCAGAAUCCAUCCAGCAGGAAAUUACCUUCCAACAACAGAAGCAGUUCAAGAACAAGAUUCAAGGGUUCUUGGACGGGGUAUUGCUGCAAAGUGAGAUUCCCGAAGACAUGCAGGAAACUGCGCAGGCUUUCCUAGAAGCCCAAGAUUUGGCUGACAAGAGGAGAGAUCGAACAAAAUUGAAUCAAUGUGAGAAACUUAGUCGAUCCACACCUCAGAUCCAGAGCGUUCACAAGGUUUGGGUGCAGGACGAAGCAUGGGCUGAAGACUUCAAGAGGUUCAUCUACACAGCCGAGGCACUACUGGCACCAGACGACAAGGCUGCCGAGGCAACUGGCGGAAUGGCUCCAGUUCAGGAGGCCAAGGCUUUGGAAAUGGUGCAGGAGGUGAACCGCGAACACCUUCAGAAGCUGGAGGAUUCCAUCCAGACGAUUCUGAGCCAUCCUCUCUUCAGCAACAUCAUGCACGAGAGCCCGCUCAAGAUCGACAAGACAGCUGGUGCCAGUGAAGCCGGCAUGCAGGCGACUGGUCCAGAGAAGCUUCGGGAGGAGGUGGUCAUUGCACUUGAGCAAGGUGUUGGGGUGGAUCAAUUCCAGCGGCAGCAGGUGCAGGGCAGGCAAUGGAAGCAAGUGCUACUUAGUGUGUCCAUGCGCGUGGAGCUUGUGGAUAGCUAUGAGGCCAUGUUUUGGAAGGGCAUCAACUUGAGGCAACGCUACAUCAGCACCUAUGACAGUUUGACAAGGUCAACCAUCCAGUCAGUGCUAGAGCUUGUGAAGUUCCGUGAUGAGCUCUUACCUGCUGGAUCAAGGAAGGAAAUCGCUGAUCAUUGGCAAAUGAAGGUAGCAGACCUUGGAAGCGCCCUUGUCGACAAGAUGGACUUCGCCUUCGUUGACACCGCCCUCAAAGUGCACGACAGGAUGCUAUGCUACCCAGCUGUCUUCAAGGCAAUCAUGGAGAUGGACAUGGCCUUUGGAAAAGCGUCCUGUCUCAAUUACCUCAGGGUUCUUGAGCUCAUUUGCAUGAAGGGCAAGGAGGCUGAGCAGCUUUGGAUGAUCCAGUCCAUCAGGGACUACAUCUUUGUAUUGAAGGAGUACACGAACAAGGACCUCUCCACGAGAGCUCUGCAAGGUUCACCCAACAACCGCGGGCUGCUUGAUGUUUUCCUAGCCAAACGGAAGAUGGUGCUUUGGCUUCUUGAGCACUUACAGUCUAAGAAUUGCCCAUGUGAUUGGAUCGAUACCCUCCGGAGUCUCAUUACCCAUGCAGCUUUUCGUGAAAAGGUUGGCUCAGGCUCUGGUUCUCGCAAUGCAGAUCAGCCUGACAAAUCGUGGCUGGGAACAGAACAUGAAGUUGUUCGAUUAGCUGUGGACAUCAUGAAGAAAGCGAUCUUCAGCGCCCAGCACGAUCACACCCUCAAGAACAUCUUGAAAGGAUCCUCAGCGCCUCCGGACAUCUUUGCCAAGGAGCCCUACAAUGAGAUGCUCAAGGGGGUUGAUGACGCACUUGAUGCUGUAAACCACAAGUUGAAGAGGAAGGACGAAGAAGUCCAAGAGGCGAAAAUUCGUGAUGAUGACCUAGUUGCCUUCUUGCCAGAGGGGGUGGAGCAAUGCCCUGAGGACCUUGAGCACGCCUUUCAGGCUGAAAUUCAAGAGGCAGCAGAGCUGGUUGACCGAUUUGUGAAGUGGAUCCCUGAAUGUGAGAGCAAAGCCGAGCUUACACAGGCACUUGCAGACACAGCUGUUGCCAAGAAGCAGCCUGAGGGCACAACAGCACUCAUAGUGCUGGACACGAAGACCUGUGGAGAAUCGUCUUCACAACCGCACUUGAGGCUUCCUCAAUUUCGAGCUCCAGGUCUCAGGAACGCAGUGCAAUCAUUCUGCACAGCUCGAAACAAAGAGCAGUUUGAUGAAGAUGAGAUGUGUGCAGUUCUUGAUGGCUCCCGAAUGAUUUCAACCUCAAUUAUGACAUGCUUUGUCCGCGAUGAUGGGUGCCACUUCGAAGGGAAGACCAGGACAGAAUUCGUGAUACAUUACGAUGAAAAAAGCAUGCGAGCACGAAAGAUGGUGAGCCGUGGGCUUGUGCAGGUGCACGAAGGGUUGCACGUGUUCAGCAAUGGAGCAUUGUCAUUGCCAGAGGCACGUACAAGACUCUACGGGGGCUCCAAUUAUUCGACAUCCAUUGGACCAGUCAUCAUGGACAGCUUUGAAAAUCUAUGGUUGGUAUCACCUGAAAAGAAAAAGGAAUAUGAGGCGGGAAAAGCGAAAGUGCUCGCUGGCGGCGGCCUUGCAGGUGAUCCGCCAAAAAAACCGGAAUUGUCCGGUGAGCCGAUGUCAUUUCACACCAUGCCUUUGAAAUUCUACAAGGAGCUCAUUCACUCCUUCUGUGCUGGAGUGGUCUUCUUCCUUUCCGAUACUGACGGGGUUGGAGCCCUGGCUGCCAUUCUUGCAAAAGUUCCCUGUGUGGCUUUGGUGUACAGCGCCUCGCAUGGAGCUGCUUUGCGGCUGAAGCUGAUGGAGCAUGUGUUCAAGGAGUUCCAAACACAAAGCUCGCCACUUCACCGGGUGGCCCUGACACUUGAAUCCAACAAGGGUUUUCCGUCUCAAGAGUUCAAUGUGCUAUCGCGGUGCUGUGCAAGCGCCAGUGUUUUGAACAAUUAA